This is a messenger RNA of Adineta ricciae, 5421 nucleotides long. The record is from the annotation of a GenBank genome assembly. Lineage: Eukaryota; Metazoa; Rotifera; Eurotatoria; Adinetida; Adinetidae.
AUGAGCAAAGAAGACAAAGAUCGAAUGUGUGAUAAUGAAAUUAUGAAACAAAGUUAUGAACGAAGCAAAAGUCAUAUUAAUUCAAACGACAAUAAUAAUAAAACAACAUUAAAAAGAACUCAGAGCAAAAGAAGCAACAAUCAAGAAGAUUCGGAUUAUUCACCUGAAAUUGCAAGCGAAAACGAUGAAAAUCAAUGGACCUUACAAAGAGGAUCGAAUAGAAGAAGAAUCAAAACACCACGUACAGAGUCAUUUGUACAUGGACGAACAAUAACAUCAUCUACAUAUAGACAUGAUCGAAUAGAGAAUAAAAAUUCAACACGACGAACAUCAAAAUAUGAAGAACGAAAAGAAGAGGAAAGACAAAAAUAUCAACAAGUGUCAAACGUUGACAGCAAUCAACAUGUCUCUACACAAGAAGUUCAACGUGUAACUAGCAAUAAUGAAAAAGAAAAAAUAAGCAAGAUGUAUGAAAAAAGAAAUGACGAAGGUCAUUGGGAAAGCUUGAAAAAUGAACAAAUAUAUGUAUCGCGACAUGCAAUGAAAUUUGCUGUUGAAGAGCGUUUUUCACCAAUAAAAAUUAAGUGUGUUCCACCAUUAAAAUCACAAGAAGAUGCAUCAUUAGUUGUUAAAGAAUUCCUGAUACAAAUGGAACAAGAAUUUAAAAAAUUAAAUCCACGAUAUGCUAAUUCACUCGGAUUUGACCAUUACAUGAUGGAUACGAAUGGUGACUUACUCUGUUUCACGAAAUACAUUGAAUUAUUUAUUUUCAUGUGUAAUAUCAAUAAUUAUCCAGAAAUAAUUAAUAAUAUUAAAAUCGAACCAGUAUUACCUACAAGACUACCAGCUCGAAACGUCUUGAUUUUAAAAUUUAUUGAUAAUAAAAUAAAGAUGGAAGAUGUUGAACGAAUUGUUAAAGAAAAAUUAAAAAGUGUAUACGCAUUAGAAGAAAUGUUAGGUACAAUUACAAAUCAUUCAAGACAUAUUAGAGUUGACUUAUUAUCAAAAGAAGAACAUGAUAAAACAUUAAAUGCUGGUAAAUUUGUUAUUGAUGGUCAUUUAUAUGGCGUCGAUGAAUUUCUACCAUCACCAAGAAUAUUAAUAUGUAAUAAAUGCAAUACACCAGGUCAUAUUAAGAAGAAUUGUAAAGCAACUAUUGAUAUAUGUAGAAGAUGUGGUGAAGACAGAAAUGAUGGGAAUAAUCACUAUACAUGUAAUAUAAAAUGUCACCAUUGUGGAGGUAAUCAUGAAGCGACAAGUUAUACCUGUUCAACAAUAUCCAAAUUCAGACAAAAUUUAUUACAGCAAUUGAAAAAUAAUACUUACUUAUUACCACCUCAUAUGCAAUUCUACAUUCCACAGCAGUUUCGUGACCAAAAGAGUAAGAAAUUCUUGAUUAAUGAAAACAUUGAUAAGAGACAACCAGAAGUGCAUCAACAGAAUAUAUUCAAUAUGAAUAGUGGUGAUCGUGUAGCAUGGCCAUCAUUAACUCCCACUACAAAUGAAGCAGGUAGCACAGGAUCGAUCUGGAGUUCAGAGAUGAAGAAGCUAUAUAAUGAAUUACACAAUCUAAAGAAAGAACAUGAAAAUGAAAUUAAACAAAUGAAAAUGGAAUUUGACAAGCAAACACAAAAAAUGACAGAAGAAUGGCAACUAUUUAAUCUUCAAAUAAAAACACAGUCGGAAGUUAUGUCUGAUAUGUAUUCAAAUAUGAAUGAAAUACUACCUCCAAUACUCGAUUCUAUUAAAAUAAUAAGCGAUGUUAUAUUAAACAUUAAUAAUGAAUCCAUUAAUACCAAAGAGAAGCAUACAAGAGAAUCUUUGGUCAAAUCAGUCAUUACUACGACAAGCACACUCAACGACCAACUGUUAUCAUUAGACAAUCAUCACCAGAAACUCAAAGUCAUCAUGGACAAACAAAACGAGUUGUUAAUAAGAGGUAGCGAUACCGAAAAGACAAUUUUAAAAACAAUUCUCGAGGAAUGGAAUAGUAGAACAUCUUUAUCUAAUAUCUCUAAAAUAUGGCAUAAAAAGCGACCUAUUGUAACGUGUGAUAAUCUUUCUCUCAUUCUAUAUAAUUGUCAAUGUCUAAGUACUCAUAUUGCUGAUCUUGAUAUUCUUUUAUCAACAUAUUUACCUCAAGUUUUUAUAUUAACUGGUGUCGGAUCAAAAAUAAAAGAUUUACCAAAAAUUACUUCUUAUUAUUGGUUAAGUCAAGAGGGAACUAACGCGUAUGGAGGAGUGGCAAUGCUGUUUCAUGAUUCUCUCAAAACCAAAGUGGUAGAAAAACAGAAAAACUUUAUUCUGGUUGAACUUGAAAUACAGCCUAAACCAGUACUAAUCGGUGCUAUCUAUGUUCCACCAAACAAAUCUUUUCCACGACAUCUAUUUGAUAAUAUAAAGAAUAAACCAUUCUAUAUAUUUGGAGACUUUAAUGCGAAGCAUACAGAUUGGCUCUGUACUGAAAAUAAUGCUAGUGGCUCGCAACUCAAGAACUGGCUAGAAGAGACUGGUUGCGAGAUGAUACAUACAGACCAACCGACAUCAAAACGAUCAAAAGCAAUCAUUGAUUUCGGAAUUACUCACAAUGCUAAUGAAUGGAAAGCAGAAACUCUAAAUGAAGGAUCAUCUGACCACUAUCCUGUUUUAAUAAAAUCUCCACUUUCAGCCGGAACAAAAAACUUUUUUCGCAAAACAAACUGGAAAAUCUUUACAUAUUUUUUAACAUGUGUCUAUCCAUAUUUCAACUCACUUGUCUACAACUUCGAACCCGAUGCGUUUUUCGAACUUUUCUCAAAGUUUCUUUCUUCUAUUUGGGAUAGAGCAAGCGAAUACUUACCAGUCAAAAAAUAUAGACCACCUUGGCCAACAUAUCUUGUUCAACUGGCAAGACAACAGAAUGCCGCGAGACGUACAUACAGAAGAUCUAAAACACAAGAAAAAUUAGCCAAUUAUCUUUAUUUUAAAAAGAAAUAUCACGAGGAGAAAUUACUUUACUUGCGAAACAAAAUGGAAGAAAAAUUAGCUUAUAUAUCAACAGGCGACAAUAUAUGGAAAUAUGUACAUCCAACAUUUCAUCCGUUUGCACCACCGUUUAAAGGACUUACAACCGCAUAUGGAUUCAUGAAAGAUCCUCAAGCAAUAGCUGAUACACUUGCCGAACACUAUGAAAAACAUUUUGAACAACCAACAUUUGAUAAGAAGAACGCAGUUCACGUAAAUGCUAUGAAAAUAUACGAGAAAGUAUCUCAACUACCAGAUGUAUCUCUUGGGAAUAUCACGCUACAAGAAGUAAUGAAUACAAUUGAAAAAGCGAAAAAAAAGAAAUCAACGGAUGCUGAGGGACUAUCGGCGUUUCUAUUAAGCAAAUUACCAAGUGAAUAUAUGCAAAUAUUCACUAUAGCGUUCAAUAAAAUUGCUGAGAAGGGAGGUGUUCUUCAGGUUAGUAAACAUGCGAAGGUGAUUUGUCUAUCGAAGGAUGGUCAAUAUCCUGAAGUAAGUAAAUUGCGACCGAUUUCACUUCUAUCCAACAUUGGAAAAAUCUUCGAGAGAAUUAUUCACGCACGUAUAUUAAAAUGGUGCAAUGAUAAAAAUAUUUUCAUCGACGAACAAUCAGGUUUUACAGCGGAAAGACGAUUGCAAACACGUAUUCUGUCACUAGUGGAAGAUUUAAGACUAACAACAGCGGCGAACAAUAGACCGGCACUAGUUAUCUUUGUUGACUUCAUGUCAGCUUUCGAUAAAAUGUGGCACCCCGCUCUUUUCUCAACUCUUAGUCAACUUGAUUUUCCACUACCUCUUCUAAAAUGGAUUUCUUCUUGGUUGGAAAAUCGAACAAUGUGUAUACAUGUUGGUGAAGCAAUAUCAAAAAAGAUCAAUAUUUUUGUUGGAGCUCCUCAAGGAUCAGUUUUGGCGGCUACGCUUUUUCGUCUUCAUGUUCACUUUCUUCCUUCCUUUUUCAUGAAUAUGGUCUGCCACCUUUUUGCUGAUGAUCUUGCAAUCGUAAUGAAAGGCGCGAUGGAAGAAAAAUUUUCGAAAAAUAUAAUGGCGCUUGAGAAGCAAGCAGAACUGACGAUGAAAAUAUUACAAAAAUAUGCUGAUGAUUACAUACUUCCAGUUAAUAUUAACAAAACAAAGGCCAUGCUCGUUCAUGAUGUAGUAGCUCCAAUGUAUCCUAAAAUUAAAUACAAAGGGAUUGGAAUUGAUUUUGUAAAAAGAUUCAAAUACUUAGGAGUAGAUAUUGCUACUAAACUUGGUUGGGGAAUAUACAUCGACAAUCGUUUGCGAAAAGUCAGAAAAAUUUAUCAUGCGCUACGUUUAUUAUUUAAACAAAUACCGAUAUCUCUAUACAAAUUAAGAAGAAAACUAUUUACUGCAUAUGCUUUACCACAUCUCAAUUGGCUAUUCUCGUGUUGGUUUUUCUUCACUGAAAUUCAACAAAAAAAUAUUGAACAUGUUUAUUGCUCGGGGCUUCGCAUAGUCUAUAAUCUUAAUCAAUGGGAUGAUCUAACUGUAUACAUUUUAACACGAGAAUUCACACUCAAUGACUAUCUAUACAAAUAUUGGUACAAGUUUAAUUUACAUCUAGACAAGUCUCCAGAAGCUCAUCAAUAUCAAUUGACGUUCAAUGAAUAUUUUUAUGUGAAAGUGCCUCAAAGAGCUUGGUAUCUUAGCAUGGGAUUACGAAAAAAUACGAGAUUUCUCGUCCGUUUAUCUAAAAGAGCUAAACAUACCAAAAUUGAUAUGACUAUUGCGCAGAUAAAGUUAUUACCGCUCUAUUUGGUAAGUUCAAUGGAUAAUCGAACAAUUACUUGUAAGAACGGUACAGUCGAUGAAAUGGAAUGUUAUGGCGGCUUUUGUGAAAGUAUAACUGAUGGCACAACAACGUGGGCCCACCAUAGUUGCAAUUAUCCUGGUGAAUUGAGUGUGUUGUCUACAGUGGAGUUAACAAGUAUAACGGCAUUUUUUAACAGAUAUCAACCAGAAAAUCCCGACAGUGACCAUAUUAACAAUGAUAAACUAACUUUGCUAUGCAAUGUGGAUUUGUGCAAUAGUGUUGAAACAAGAAACCGUGGCAAACUUAUUCUUGAUCGAUACAAUUUAGCAGCAUUUGAUUUGAUUAAAAAUGGUACUUCUAUAACAGCAACAACAAUUGAAAUGAUUCCAUCAACGACUACAUCACCGAGUACAUAUAGCACUGCAUCUCCAGAAAUGUCUAACGCUACCACACGAUCUACUACUGAUCUUCCAGCAACACAGUUUCCGACUAGUCAGAACACUUUAACAUCGAGUUUUACGACGCCAGAAACAUCAGAUAACGUUCUGCAAUCAUGGCACAUCGCACUGAUCGUUAUUGGCAGCAUAGUUCUCGCAGCAAUGUUUGCUGUUUCGAUAUAUUUUGCUUAUCGCCAUUUCAAAUAA